Molecule: messenger RNA, 10023 nt
Organism: Eimeria acervulina
Lineage: Eukaryota; Apicomplexa; Conoidasida; Eucoccidiorida; Eimeriidae
Exons: 7
Coding region: 1-10023 (3340 amino acids)
Biological process (GO): protein phosphorylation
Molecular function (GO): ATP binding; protein kinase activity
Source: RefSeq, a predicted model, not a curated record
AUGCCUCGCCGCGACGUUCCUGCUGCUGCUGCAGCAGCAGCAGCUGCUGCUGCAGACAGCAGCAACAACAGCUGCAGCAGCAGCAACAGCAGCAAAAGCAACGGAAAAACCGGUGGAUUAAAACAGCACAAGAUAGAAGCCACAAAAGAAAAAAAUAAAAAGCCUGCUGCACCUGCUGCUCAGCAAGACAGGAAGGAGCAGCAGCAGCAGCAGCAGCAACACCCGCAGCAGCAGCAACAGCAACACCCGCAGCAGCAACAGCAACCACAGCAACAGCAGAAAACACGGAACCAGCAGCCACAGCAGCAACAGCAGCAGCAGCAGCAACAACACCCGCAGCAGCAGCAGCAGCAGCAGCAACACGCGCAGCAGCAGCAGCAGCUGCAACAGGCGCAGGAGACACAGCAACAGCAGCAGCUAGCAGCACAGCAGCAGCAACCGAAACAACAGCCACAAGCACAGCAGCAGCAGCACACGAACGAGCAGCAGCACCAAAACCAGCAGCAACCGCAACAACAGCCAGACCAGCAGCAGCAGCAGCAGCAGCAACAGCAGCAACUGCAACAGCAGCAGCAGCAGCAGCAGCAGAGGGGCGCAACAAAAAAGGCAGGAAGACGGGGAGGUUCAGGCAGAGGUAAACAAAAACGAAGCCCCUCAGAUAUGCAGCAAGAAGCAAAAGAACAGCUUCAUCCUGCUGCUGCUGCUGCUGCUGUUGCACAACAGCAGCAGCAGCUGCUGCAGCAGCAGCAACUUGAGCGCCAACAACUGCAGCAGCAGCAGUUGCUGCAGCAGCUGCAGCACCAACUGCAACAGAGGCACCUGAUGCAGCACCAUGAUCGCAGCCAACUGAUGGGGUUGCCUUUAGCAGCAGCUGGGCAGCAGCAGCAGAAGCAGCAGCAGCAGCAGCAGCAGCAACUGCUCCUGCUGCAGCAGCUGACUUCAAGCGUGAAUAACGCUGCUGCCGCAGGAACAAAGAGCGAAGCAAUCAUGAAUGAACAGCAGCAGCUGCUGCGGCAGCGCCUCAUUGAGUUGCAGCAGCAGCAACAUUUGCUGCAGCAGCAGCACCAACAGCAGCAGCAGCAACACCUCCGGCAACAGCAGCUAUACCGCCAGCACCUACAGCAGCAAGAGCAAGAGCGUGGAGUGCAGCAGCAGCAUGUGCACCAACAACAGCAGCAGCAGCACCUCCACCCCGAGCUGCAGCAGCAACACAUGCAGCAGCAGCUGCAUCCGCAACAGCAGCAGCAGCAUCAAGUGCUUCAGCAGCAUAUCCAGGAGCCUCCUCUUCAGCAGCAGCAGCAUCUGCAGCAAACGCAGCAGCCGGAGCAGCACGAAUUUCGGCAGCAGAACCCCCUUGCAUUUCCACAGCAACAGCAGCAGCAGCAGCAGCACGUGAAGCAGCAGCAGCAGCAAAUGCACCAGCACCUGCUGCAACAGCUCCAGCACUUACAGCAGCAUCCACAGCAUAUUCAGCAGAUUGUGGAACCGAUACUGCUGCAGCAGCAGCAGCAACAGCAGCAGCAACAGCAGCAGCAACAGCAGCAGCCCCCAGCAGCGAGUCUUUGUAACGAGGAUCGGCUGGUGUUACAGCUGGCUCUGGAGCUGCUGCAGCGUUCAGGUCAGCAACAGCAGCAGCAGCAGCAGCAGCACCAGCAGCAGCAACGACAGCAGCAGCAGCAGCAAGUAGCUGCUGCUGCUGCGUUAGCGCAGAAAGCUGCAGCAGCAGAGGCUGCUGCAGCUGCAGCAAGCAGAGACGCUGAAGCACCUGUGGGGUUUGCUGCUGGCCUUAGCAGCGUUGCUGCGGUCCCCCCUUGGGGGCAGACAGCAAUGCCUACAGCAGCAGCAGCAGCAGCAGCAGCAGCAAACCAGGGAGGGCUACACCUCGGUGCUGUUGCCGCUCCGCUGCAGAGACAAGAUAGGCCUGUCUUGCUGCAGCAGGCUUUACUACAGCAGCAGCAGCAGCAGGUGCAACAGCAGCAGGAGCUAGACGCUUCUUUUGCUGGAGCACAUGCUUCUCAGGUGUCUGUCUCCUUAUCUUCUGCUGCUUCGCCUCUGCCCCAGCAGCAUCCCCAGCAGCAGCAACAGCAGCAGCAGCAGCAGCAGCAACAGCAGCAGGUUGAGUUUGGGGGAAUGAAGGCUCGACGCCUAGAGAAGGUCAAUGUAGAAUAUCUAGGAGGCAGCAGCAGCAGCAGCAACAGCGCAAGAAGGUGGGGCUUGCUGCAUGUGCAUGUACACCCCGGCACAUUCGUAGAGCUGCACGGAAAGAGAGAAAAAGUUAUUGUAAAACAUCUUCAGCUGCAGCCUGCUGCUGCAUGCAGCCCCUUGUGGAAGCAGCAGCAGCAGCUGCUGCAGCAGCUGCUGCUGUGGCAGCGCAGCAAAUGCUGCGGGCUCAUAGCUAUUAAGGCCUUCGAAGUGCAGCGCGAAGGAGCUGCUGUCUGCUGGAGCAGCAGCAGCAGCAGCAGCAGCAGCAGCAGCAGCAGCAGCAGCGUGCUGAUGAAGACAGAUGACUCAUCUGCUGCUGCAGCUAGGAGAGACCUUUAUGUUGUUCUGGAGGCAGCAGCAGGGCCCCUACAUAAACAAAUUAAUCUGCAGCAACUCAAGCAGCAGAAUGAUGCUGAAAGUUUGCUUCCCCCCCAAGGAGUAAAGAGUUUGAUAUCACAUCUGCUGCUGUCUUUGCUGCUGCUGCAUUCAUUCAACGGGGGUUUAGGGUCUCACCUGUCAAUACACCCUAACAGUUUGCUGCUGCUGCAGCCUUCAUUUAAAGUAUUAAUCGGAGACAACCUCAGCAGCAUGCGGCUGCUGUCUCUUCUUGCUGAGAUUAAAACUGGAAGUGUUGCUCUACUAGUAAAGGCGCAGCUAUCUCUUAAACUCGUCAGAUCUGCUGCUGCUGCCGCUGCUGCUGCUGCUGCUGCUGCUGCUGUGGAUGCUGCUGCUGCUGUGGUUGCUGCUGCUGCUGCUGCUGUGGAUGCUGCUGCUGUGGAUGCUGCUGUUGCUGCUGUCGUUGCUGCUGUUGCUGUGGAUGCUGUUGCUGUGGAUGCUGCUGCUGCUGCUGCUGCUUCACGUGUUGCUCGUAUCAUGUUGUUGCCGCAGUUCCUAGACGACACCGAACGCUUACUGUGGACAUGCCCCAAGUUAAUAAAAAGAUUGAAGCUGCUGCAGCAGCAAUUAAACUCUCUAAUGGAGUAUCAUGCAGACAAUCAGCAUUUGCUGCACCUGCAGCAGCAGCAGCAGCUGCUGCUGCAGCAGGGAGAUGCAUGCAUGCUCCCUAGCGACAAGCCCUCAACAGCAAGAACCGCAGAUACUGCUGCGGCUGCUGCUGCUGCUGCUGGAGACGCUGCUGCUGCUCCCGCUGCACAAGCCACACCCAAUGCAGAAGCAACAGCAGCAUCUGCAGCAGCAGCAACGCCAGCAGCAACAGCAGCAACAGAAGAAGAAGCAGCAGCAGUGCAUGCAGCAAUUGAAAAACGUUUUGCUGCUCUCUAUAAACUUGCUGAUCUCCCGGUGGAGCUGCAGCAAGAAGCAGACUGCUGGUCUAUGGGCGCAUGCAUCUUUAGUAUUGUGACUGGCGGCUAUCAUCCCUUCGGGUGUUUAAACAACCCGAAGGAGACCCUCAACAACAUGGAGACAGCACAGAUGGUCAACAUCAAACUCCUGGACAAGUCUCCGUUGCUGCAGGAUUUGCUGCUGUUGCUGCUACAGCAGCAGCAGCCGCAGCAGCCCGUGCUGCGUUUAGCUGUCUGCCAUCCACUGUUCUGGGAAGCAGCAGAUAUGCUGCUGUUUCUAAAAACGUUUAGACUCAUGCUGCAGCAACUGCAGCAGCAGCAGCAGCAGUGCGUCGAGGUGGGGCAAGCGGGCACCUCUGGCAGCAACAGCAGCAGCAGCAGCAGCAGCAGCAGCAGCAGCAGCGAGAAGCCGCUUGGUCUCACUCCGUCCCCCACUACAGCAGGAGCAGCUGCAGCAACGUCUUCCUUCUCAAGCCAAUCAGCAGCAGCACCAGCAGCACCUGCAGCAGCAGCAGGGUGCAGCAGCCACCUGCAGCAGCUGCAGCAGGCACUCGAUAAGCUAAGAAAAAUGAAUACGCCUGCUGAAGUGCUGCACUCAGUUUGCUGCCAACCCAAACUCCGACAAACCGGCAGACAGCUGUUUCCGCAGCACAACCAGCUAUUUGUUGAGCCCGUAGCAGCAGCAGCAGCAGAAUCAGAAGCAACAGGUCUAACAGAGAAGAAAGCAGCAGCGGCAGCACAAGAUCCAGCAGCAGCAGCAGCAGCGGAAGCAGAAACAGAAGCAGCAGAGGCAACACACAAGCUCGCAGAUGCCGCCAGUGAUGAUGUUGCUGCAGCAUGCAGCAGCAGCAGCAGCAACAGCACCGAAGGCACAGUGGAGGACGCUGAGGGCAGGUCUCCAGCAGCUGCAGCAGCAGAAGCAGCAGAUUCAGCAGCACCAGGUGAAGCAGCUGCAGCAGAUGUUGCUGCUGCGGAGGACAAUGCUUCUGCUGCUGCUGCCGAGGCUGGCGCAGCAGCAGGAAACCCAGCAGCACCGAAGCAGCAAGGCCCUGCUGCUGCUGAGGAAGGAGUAGCAGCGCAGCAGGCGGCAUCUACAGCAGCAGCAGCAGCAGCAGCAACAGCAAAUGCAUCGUUUUCUGUCUUUAACUUCCUGGAGCUGCUCGCCGCCUUCGCAAACGACAAUGGAUAUACAGAAGAGGAGCGCAGCAGCGUGCUGGUGGAGCUGCUGCAGCAGCACCCGCAGCUGCUGCUGGCAGCAGCAAGAUCAGGCUUAGAGCCGCUUUUUCUCGUAGCAUUUCCUCCUCUGAGUGAUUCUGCUGCAGCAGCAGAGAAACAAGAAGCAGCAGCAGCUGCUGCUGCUGCUGCUGCUGCCGCUGCUGCAACUCGAGGUGCUGCAGCAGCGCACGAUGAAAACGACGCAGAGCUGCUGCAGCUGCCGCAGCAGCAGCAGCAACAGCAGCUUGUGUUGCAGGAGGGAGUUGCUGCAGCACCGCCUAUGUUGAAGCAGCAGCUGCUGCAGAUGCAGCAGCAAAUAGACAACAGAGUUCACAAAGAGCUGCGGCAGCAAGUGGUGCAGCACGUGCUGGAGAAGGCCUCGGAGCAGCAGCAGCAGCAGCAGCAGCAGCAGCAGCAGCAGGAGACCUCUCCCAAGCAGCAGCUCAUAGACAGCGUGAGGGCCUGCGCUCCUACUGCGCUGCAGCAGCAGCACGACCAAAAGGCAGCUGCCUUGAAGCAGCAGCAGCAGCAGCAACAACAACAGCAACAACAAGAUAUGCUGUUGCUGCUGCAGCAGCAACAAAUCGAACAUGAGCAGCACUGGCACCAGCAACCGGUGCUAAACCCGCAGCAGCAACAUCACCUGCUGCUACAAGAGCAGCAGCAGGAGCAGCUGCAACAGCAGCAGCUGCAGCAGCAGCAGCUGCAGCAGCAGCAGCUGCAGCAGCAGCAGCUGCAGCAGCAGCAGCUGCAGCAGCAACAGCUGCAACAGCAACUGCUGCAGCAGCAGCAGCUUCAACAACAACAACUGCAGCAGCAAGAGCUCCGUAAGCAGCAGCUGCAGCAACAACUGCAGCAAACACUGCAACAGCAGCACAAACAACUUCAGCAGCUGCAGCAGCAGCAGCCGACAGAGCGCUGCGUGUCGCUGCAACAGCAGCAGCAGCAGCAGCCGACAGAGCGCUGCGUGUCGCUGCAACAGCAGCAGCAGCAGCAGCAACACUGGAAGCAUCUCUUAGGAAGCCUUCAGCAGGCUGGGGGCCCUGCAGCAGCAGACAACAUCCUGUUGCUGCAGCAACUGCAGCAACUCAUGAAGCUCUUGCAGCCUCAGGCGGCAACAGCAGAGGAGGCAGCAGCAGCAGCAGCAGCACAACUACAAAAUGCUGCUGCUGAUAUCAAAUUGAAUGGAGCCCCAGCCCUUCAGCAGCUACAUCUGCAGCAGCAGCAGCAGCAGCAACAGCAGAUGACUCACCCUGUAAUUGAUGCAGCCGCAGUGGAUCUGCCGCAGCAACUGCAGCAACAGCAACCAGCCCUGCAGCAAGGGCAGCAGCAGCUGCAGCAGCAGCAAAACCAACUACAGCAACUACAGCAACUACAGCAACUGCAGCAACUACAGCAACUGCAGCAACUGCAGCAGGAGCAGCAGCAGCAGCAGCAGAAGGUAGGGCCCGUAUAUAACCUUGUGGAGCUGCUUUCCCUGCGACCCAGCAGCAUGCAGCAGUUUAUUGCUGCUGGCGGUGCUUCGAUGCUGCCUCACGGUACCCUUAUGCUCGUCAGCAGCACCACCAGCAGCAUCAGCAGCAGCAGCAACGGCAGCAGCAGCAGCAGCCCGGAGAAGGAUUAUCUUGCCAAGGGGCCCAAACGCCCUCAGCAGCAGCAGCAGCUGCUGCAGCAGCUGGAGCCCCGGUUGCAGCAGCAGAAGCCAAGGCACCAGCAGCUAAAUGACCUUCUGCUGCAGCCUCUACAGUAUUUGAGGCAGCAGCAACUGCUGCGGCAGCAGCAGCAGCAGCAGCAGCUGGGGCAUAGGCAGCAGCACAGCCACGAAGAAAACCACGGGAACGCGCUUUCGCAGCAGCCGCUGCUGCAGCAGCAACAUGUGCAGCAGCAGCUGCAUCAGCAGCAGCUGCUGCAGCAGCAGCUAAAUGGCAGCAGCAAAUCCAUUUACUGCAAGCGGAUCGAAGCAGCAGCGCCUCUGCUUGACUCUCAGCUGUAUGCGCAGGACGCCAAGAGGCUGCUGGAGGCUGCUGCUGCUGCUGCUGCUGCUGCAGCUCCCGCGAGCAGCACCAGCAACAGCAGCACAGGUUCACAAGGGCAGUCUCUGUGGGCAGUCGAGCAGCAACUGGCUGCUCUCCUGCAGCGUUUGCUGCUUCAGUCUACGCAGCAGCAACAGCAAGAACAGCAGCACCAGCAGCAGCAGCACCAGCAGCAGCAUCACAUGCUAGGCAAGCACGACACAAGGAGGCCCCUGCAGCAGCAAGUCGCCCCAGCCCCAAGUGCAGCAGCAGCAGCAGCAGCAGCAGAUUCUCCAGCAGCAACUGCACACAGCAAACUCCACGAGGGCCCUUCCAUGCAUCUAAGUGGAGCAGCAUGCACUCCUGCAGCUGACUCAACUGCAGCAGCAGCAGCAGCUGCUGCUGCGGCUGCUGCUGCAGCUGCUGCAAAGGCAGCUGGAGCCGAUCGACACUUGCAGCUACUGCAGCAGCUGCAGCAGUUUCAGCAGCAGCAGCAGCAGCAGCACCUUCUCCUCGAGCCUAAUGAUGUGCACCAGAAAGGCGCGCCUAAGCAGCAGCUGCUGCAGCAACAGCAGCAGCAGGAGCACCAGCAGCAGCAGCAGAGCAAGCCAAAGGCAGACGGCAGUCUGGAGCAGCACCUGCUGCAGCUGCUGUUAAAUGUAGCAGCAGCAAAAAAUAUGAAUCAUAAAGAGCUGCUGCAGCAAUUCAACAAGCCGCAGCACCAACGGCCGCAGCAGCAAACGGUGGUCCUGCAGCAGCAACCACUGCAGCAGCACGUAAACCAGCAACAGCAGCAGCAGCAGCAGCAACAGCAGCAGCAAGAUCUGGGAUGGUCUCCAGAGGAACGAGAGGUUGUCUUGAAGGCACAGCAGCAUCUGCUGCUGCUGCUGCUGCAAGACCCUUUGCUGCUGCAGGCAGCAAAAGCGAAGGGGGCGCUGCAAGGAAGUUGGCUGUGGCGGCAGCAGCAGCUUGCUGCUGCUGGUGCUGCAGUGCAGCAGCUACAGCAGCAAAUCGCAGCAGCAAGUAAGGCAAACCUUACCCGCACAACGGAGAGCCUUCGGCUAGCGCAUCUGCAGCAACAGCUGCAGCAGCAACUCCAGCUGCUGCAGCAGCUGCAGCAAGAUGCAGCGGCAACCCCCAUACCACCACACACAUUCACAGAUUACGAAAAGGCUCAGCAGCGGCAGCUGCUAGCCCUGCUGCGCCAGCAGCAGCAACAGCAGCAGCAGCAGCAACAGCAGCAGCAGCAGCAGCUACCUCCAGUUAAGCCUUGUACGUCUGUCUUUGCUGGUGAAUUUGCUGCUGAAGCAGAGCUGUCUCUGCGGCGAGUCAUGAAAGAAGCAGCAGCAGCAAUGGGGGGAUCAGCACCAGCAGCAGCAGGGGCACCAGCAACAGCAGCAACAACAGCAGCAGCAGCAGCAGACCCUGCUUGGCCCCUCAGGUGGCAUGCGCAAGCAAGCGAUGCUGCGUUUGCUGCAUGGCUUAAUGAGAUGCUGCAGCAGCAGCAGCAGCAGCAGCAGCGGCACCUGCAGCAGCAACACCUGCAGCAGCAGCAUCAGCAGCAACACCUACAGCAACAGCAGGAGCAGCAGCAUCAGCAAUACCAACAGCAGCAGCAGCAGCAGCGGCAGCAGCAGCAGCAGCAACUGCAGCAGCACGAGCAGCAGCAGCAGCUGCUGCUACAGAGCGCAGCAGCAGCUGCACCCGUCUGCGUCUCCAUGGUUGCAGCUCUACAGACGCACGAGGGACUUUCAGCAGCUGCUGCAGCAGCAGCAGAAGCAGCAGCAGCAGCUGCUGCUGCUGCCCCAAAUGGGGGGCUGCUGCUUCAGCGCAGCCAUGCAGAUGAGCUGCAGCAGCAGCAGCUGUUGCAGCAGCAGCAGCCGCAGCUCAGGAGCGCCUCUAAUGCAGUCAACCUACGGCAUUUAGCCAUCAACACAAACAAACAGCAGCAAGACAAACAGCAGCAGCAGCAGCAGCAGCAGCUACAACUGAAGCAUCUUCGCCUCCUGGAGCAAAGCAUGCAACAGCAAAAUCAACAGCAGCAACAGCUGCAGCACCAGCAGCAGCAGCAGAAGCAGCCAAAGCAGCAGCAGCAGCAACACGGCACAAAAGAACUGAUUUCACAAUCUAGGGACAGCAAUCAGCAGCAGCAGCAGCAGCCGCCGCAGCAACAGCCGCAGCAGCAGCCGCAGCAGCAGGAAAUUCAGCCAUCUCCCCACUACGUGCAAACACUUCAGCAGCCCGACCAGCAGCAGCAGCAGCAACACCAACUGCAGCAGCAGCAGCAGGAACAACAACUGCUGCAGCAGCAGCAGCAGUAUGAGCAGCAGCAGCAGCAACAACUACAGCAUCAACUGCAGCAAGACCAGAAAAGUCAGCAGCAACAGCAACAGCAGCACCAACCACCACAGCAACAGCAGCAACAGCAGCAACAGCAGCAACAGCAGCAACAGCAGCCGCAGCAGCAGCAAAAGCCCCAUGUGAAGAAGAACGGCCGUCGGUCUCCGCAAGCCAAGGACGCUGCAUCUCGCCGCAGCAGCAAGCAGCAACAGCAGCAGCAGCAGCAACAACAACAGCAGCGCCAGCAGCAGCAGCAGCCGAAGCUGCAGCAGCAGCAGCACCAGCCACCGGAAGCAGCUUUGAAGGCUGCCUCCACCUCAGCAGCAGAGCAGCAGCAGCAGCCCCCCGAACUACCCAUCGAGAAGACAGCAGCCGCAGGUUUGCUGCCAGCAGCAGCUGCUGCAGCAACAGUAGCAGCAGCAGCAGCAACACAAGCAGCAGCAACAGCCGGAGCAGCAGCACCCGUCACAGGAAGCGCUCCAGCGUCUACAUCCCAACGACCGCAGCAGCAGCAGCGAAAACAACAGCAACAGCAACAGCAGCAGCAGCAGCAGCAGCAGCAGCAGCAGCAGCAGCAGCAGCAGCAGCAGCAGCAGAAAAGAGGAGAAUGGUCUCUUUCUCCGCGACCUCAGAGCAAAGGGAAGGCAAAGCAGAAACUGCGGCUGUACAUACAGAAGACGCCAAAACAAAAAACAGCAAACACACGCCAGCAGCAGCAGCAGCAGCAGCAGCAGCAACCGCAGCAGCAGCAGCAGCAACCGCAGCAGCAGCAGCCGCAGCAGCAGCAGCAGCAGCAGCAACCGCGGCAGCAACAGCAGCAGCCGCGGCAGCAACAGCAGCAACAGCAGCAGCAACAGCAGCAGCAGCAAAAGAAGGAGACGCUGGAUGGGCCCUCUACUUCAUCAGUCAGCAUUGACAGAGCAGCAGCAGGAGCUGCUGCCGUAAGUAAAUAA